Molecule: messenger RNA, 1994 nt
Organism: Pyricularia oryzae 70-15
Lineage: Eukaryota; Fungi; Ascomycota; Sordariomycetes; Magnaporthales; Pyriculariaceae
Exons: 2
Coding region: 139-1341 (400 amino acids)
Source: RefSeq, a predicted model, not a curated record
AAGCGCUCCAACCCCCACACUUGACUUGUAGAUUGCUUGCGGCUGUUUUUGCGCCUUUGCAAGUUCGCGACAAUACAGCGGUUCUUACCCUUCAACUCCAAAUUUUUCGCCCCAUUCUUCCAACACACAGAGUUCAAGAUGGGCAAGUCACUAGCAGUCGCCAAGAAGGGAGAGACCUCCGUGGUUCCCAUUUCUUCUGAGCAGACCCUCAAAGCCUCGAAAGCCCUUUUGUCACACAUGCAAAAGGCUGCCAAGGAAGCAGCCGCAUCCGCCGACAAGAAGAACCUUCUCGAAGAGUCCACCGAGGCCGAGACACCCAUCUGGCUGACGGCGACGACGAAGCGCAACGUACGCGAUACCAACAAGCUCAAGCCUGGUCGUGUCACUCUCCCACACCCGCUCAACCGAACGGACCCCGAGACUACCAUCUGCCUGAUCGUCGCGGACCCGCAGCGCUUCUACAAGGAUGUCGUCGCCAGCGAGGAGUUCCCCGAGGCCCUGGGCAAGCGCAUCACACGGGUCGUUGACCUGAAGCACCUCCAGGCAAAGUUCAGGACUUUCGAGGCCCAGAGGAAGCUUUUCUCGGAGCACGAUGUGUUCCUGGCCGACGAAAGGAUCGUCAACAGGCUGCCCAAGGCCCUGGGCAAGACCUUUUUCAAGACCACGGCCAAGCGCCCUGUGCCAGUGAAGCUCCACCGGCCGGACAAGAAGGCCGACGGCGUCAAGUCCACGCCGGGGCAGAAGAAGGCUCAAAAGGAGCAGGGCAGCAGCGUUAAGCACGCGAAGUCGGCGGGUGACAUGGCCAAGGAGAUUGAGGCUGCCGUCGGCGCUGCGCUCGUGCACCUGACCCAGACCACCAACACAGCCGUCAAGAUCGGAUAUGCGGCCUUCACGCCGCAGCAGAUCGCUGAGAACGCAGAGGCGGUGGUCACCGCUCUUGUGGAGAAGUUCAUCCCGCGCGGCAUUGACAACCUGCGCGCCGUGUACCUCAAGGGACCCGAGACGGCGGCUCUGCCCAUCUGGCAGACGGAGGAGCUGUGGCUGGACGGGGACAAGGAUGUCCUUGCAGAGGGGUCGGAAGAGCUCAAGGCGCUCGAGGAAAAGAAGGAGAAGGCCAACGUAGGCAAGAAGAGAAAGGCACCUGCCGCUGAUGAGCAGGUGAAGGAGGAAGAGGAGCAGGUUGAUGCUGCCGCCGAGGUGGAGAAGCCGGCCAAGAAGAAGAACAAGAAGGCAAAGGUGGAUGCGGAGAGCAACGAUGCCAAGCUGGACGCUCAGAUCAAGGAGAGGAAGGAGAAGCUGAAGAAGCAAAAGAAGGCGGCCAAGGCAGCCAUGGAGGAAUGAGUGUGCAAAUAUGAUGGUCUUUUUGGGGUCUUGUGAUGUGCAUUUGCCGGCGUUUGGGAGUCUUUAGGUACAAAAGGUCACACUUGAUACGUUCGUCAUAUUCCUCGCAAACUGAUUCAUAUGCACGCAGGUAGCCUGUCCCCGACAUGCACCACCAUUUUGGGUUACAGGUCCAAUCUUGAAGGCGGAUCGAUUCUCGACCCAUCAAGACUACAUGAAAGUAGCGAGUUGGCGUACCAUCUAGACUAAUGUCUUGAUUUUUUUUUACAUAUAUCCUGUGCCAUCAGUUUGACAAACCCAACACAUAUCCUUUUUCCAUGGACCCUUUCGGACACAUCACAUUCCUGCUCCUGGGAAGAUGGCCAUCAGGCAAUCCUCAUUCAAGGUCAUUUGAUGUCUUGCACCGUCUACGCCUUCGGUAAUUGUGCUAGUAGUCUCCAUUCAUCGCGACAUUGAUGUCAUUCAAUUCUUUCUAUUUUUCUGGGACAUUCUUAUGUACGUUUCCAGCACGGUAUUAUUCGCCUCCUUGGAUGGAAAUCAUCGAGUGUUCCUCUUGCGACCCACGAUGAUUCUGUUUUUAUGCAACCCGAGAAGGGUUGCUUGUCCCAGUCGUGCUCAUGACAUCGCCCAACAAUGGAGACAGAGAUAUUCAC